This is a messenger RNA of Caenorhabditis elegans, 495 nucleotides long. RefSeq names its product Cytochrome c 2.1 (gene cyc-2.1). Bases 9 to 344 code for a protein of 111 amino acids. Gene Ontology annotation, molecular function: heme binding; electron transfer activity. The transcript is spliced from 2 exons. Gene Ontology annotation, cellular component: mitochondrial intermembrane space. The record is from RefSeq and is marked reviewed. Lineage: Eukaryota; Metazoa; Nematoda; Chromadorea; Rhabditida; Rhabditidae.
GGUUCAACAUGUCCGAUAUCCCAGCUGGAGAUUACGAAAAGGGAAAGAAGGUGUACAAGCAGAGAUGCUUGCAGUGCCACGUCGUUGACUCGACCGCCACAAAGACCGGACCAACCCUCCACGGAGUUAUCGGACGUACAUCAGGAACUGUGUCUGGAUUCGACUAUUCCGCUGCUAACAAGAACAAGGGAGUCGUCUGGACCCGCGAGACCCUCUUCGAGUACCUCCUCAACCCAAAGAAGUACAUCCCAGGAACCAAGAUGGUGUUCGCUGGACUCAAGAAGGCUGACGAGCGUGCAGAUCUCAUCAAGUACAUCGAGGUUGAAUCCGCCAAGUCCCUCUAAAUAUUCCCCUAAAUGUUCUCGCCUAGCUACGGCAAUUUUUCAUAGUUAGGCACUUUCGAUUGUUUUACUUUUAUAUAUUGCACUAAUUUUGUGUCAUUCUCAUUUUUAGUAGCAAGAAUAUACGUCAAUUUGGAAAAUAAAUAAUUUUCCU